This is a messenger RNA of Dentiscutata heterogama, 503 nucleotides long. The record is from the annotation of a GenBank genome assembly. Lineage: Eukaryota; Fungi; Glomeromycota; Glomeromycetes; Diversisporales; Gigasporaceae.
CUUAUGGCAACAAGUGAAGCAACCGAUGAAAGUUCAAGGAAAAGGCAUAGGCUUUUUUCAGGAAAUUGCGAUGAAUUUAGUUCGGAAAUUGAAGACAAUCAAGUAACAACAACAGAUAUUACUACAGUGACAGAUACUAGUUCACAAACCUCGAUAGUUACACAUCCAUCAAGUUCAAAAAAUAUACCACGGAGUAGACAUCAACCUCGUCCAUUCUCUGAAGUAUGGGAUUACUUCAACAAAGGAAUUGAAAAAAACAAUGGACACUAUGAGGCUACUUGUAGUUAUUGCGGGAAAAAAUGGGCACGAGGAAAAUCUACACAACUGGAAGCACAUUUAUCAAAUGACUGCGUUAGUUGUCCAGAUGAUAUAUCUCUUUAUUGGAGAGAAAAGGUUGCAGAAAGAGAUCCAAAUUAUGCUCGAAAACCCAAAAAAAACUGUGUUCUACCAAAUUCUAUAUCACAAACAACAAUGAAUUCUCAUUAUGCAUCAGACCGUCCACU